AUGGUCGUGACCAACCCCAACGCCGCUCCCGCCGAGCUCGCCGGCAAAGUCGCCCUGGUGACGGGUGGCAGCCGAGGUAUCGGGUCUGGAAUUGCCCUCGAGCUAGCUAAGAAAGGUGCCUCGGUGGCUAUCAACUUCGCCAGGGACCCUGCGUCGGCCGAGCAGAUGGUCAUGGAGAUCAAAAGCCUGGGAGUCCAUGCGGCCGCUUUCCAGGCCGACUUGACCAAGGUUGAGGCCAUUGAGAAGCUGUUCCAACAGGUGGUGACGCAUUUCGGCCAACUCGACAUCGUUGUCUCCAACUCAGGAACCGAGAAGUUUGUCUCGCUGGCCGACACCACGAUCCAAGACUUCAACGAUGUCUUCGAUCUCAACACCCGGGCCCAAUUCUUCGUGGCGAAGAACGCCUAUGACUAUAUUCAGCCCGGCGGACGCGUGGUGCUGAUGUCGUCUAUCGCUGCGGGCGUGGGUGUCCCCGGACACUCACUGUACGCAGGCAGCAAAAGUGCGGUCGAAGGCUUCACGCGCUGCUUCGCAGCCGACUUCGGCAAGAAGCGCUGCACUGUCAAUGCGAUCGCCCCGGCCGGCAUUAAGAGCGACAUGUGGUUGCGCAACGCGUGGCGCUAUGCCCCUGGCUGCGAUCAGGACUCGUCGCUCGAGGAGAUCGAGCAGGCGCUGGCAAAUGGAAGUCCCCUCAAGCGGUGCGGUGUCCCGGCCGAUAUUGGCCGUGUGGUCGCAUUCUUGGCCAGCCCCGCAGGAGAAUGGAUCAACGGCCAAAUCCUCCCGCUGAACGGAGGUGCCAACAUUUGA
Messenger RNA from Penicillium canariense, 807 nucleotides. RefSeq names its product Hydroxynaphthalene reductase arp2. The transcript has 2 exons. Bases 1 to 807 code for a protein of 268 amino acids. Lineage: Eukaryota; Fungi; Ascomycota; Eurotiomycetes; Eurotiales; Aspergillaceae. The record is from RefSeq and is a predicted model, not a curated record. Gene Ontology annotation, molecular function: oxidoreductase activity.